This is a messenger RNA of Somion occarium, 3719 nucleotides long. NCBI's taxonomy places the organism in Eukaryota, Fungi, Basidiomycota, Agaricomycetes, Polyporales, Cerrenaceae. The record is from the annotation of a GenBank genome assembly.
AUAUCUUGUUUGCUUCACGUUCACUUCGAGGAUAUCACACAAAUUUCACAUGUGUGAAGUGCAUUCGAUCGUUGUGAGCGCUUAUCCGGUCAUUAUUCCGCUCUAAGCACGCGUCUUCGAAGCUCUGGGGAAGGGGGAACACUCAGUGACUAAACUUUCUUUCUACUCUCUCGUUUGAACCUCUUCGAGCCUCAGUUCGACCAGCGGAUAAGUUCUACGCGUUAUCAACCAGACCAGGAGUGUAGCUGGUGGUUUCAGGUCUAUGCCAAGACGAGCACAAAUACAUUGUGUCUCUCUUCGUUCAUCUCUCGUUAAUCUCCCGAUAUCAAUAUAUGGUCCGUUGUUAGAACGGGGAGUACGUCCCCAAGGACUCGCAGUCCACCUCACCCUCGUCUCUUCGUCCAAACAGCCCAAUGGAUCUGCUAGCAGUACUAAUGGCAUAAUCAAAGGGGAAGCUUACGUAGGAUGGACGGGGAUGGCUUCAGCUUCCUCUCUGGCGCACUUCAACUCUGCAUCCAGAGGUGCAGGUGGUGAGAGAGGUUUAGAGACGAUUGAGAUUGACCCACAGUUUGCUGAAGGGUUGGAGUUUAGAGAAGGGGAUGUGGUGGAAAUUGGAUUGUUACAUGAUCUUGGUUAUGCAACUUCUGUUGCGACUGAACCUUUGACUUCAGAUGAUUGGGAGAUUCUCGAAAUACAUGCAUCCCAUGUAGAAUCCACAUUACUCUCACAAGUCCGUGUCGCAGCUAUAGAUCAAGAAAUUGACGUGUGGGUCCUUGGACGUACGCGAGUCCGCCUGAAAGUUGUCUCACUCGAGCCCUCUAAUGGCAAAGCACUCCUUCUGACCACCUCCACCGAAGUCAGCAUUGCACCUAAAACACGUUCCAGAAUGCCCAAUGGCACCUCAAAAUCUGGCAUCCCCUCAAAAUUGAACGGUCUGCCGACGGCAGUUUCUGCUCAACCCAGCAAAUCCACCUCUGAGCUCAAAACCAAGCCCUUGGUCUUCCGAGUCCUCCCAAAACGCGUACUUCCACCCAUCUCACCCAAUUGUUCGGCACUCGAUGAUGGGUCUGUCGCUGCUAUCAUCUUCGUUUCUAGAAUGGACUUGAGACAAAUGUCCCAAUUGCGGUUGCGGGAGUUUUGUGAUUUGGUAGAUGGCGGAAAGUGUUGGAAGGGAAAUGUGAAGAGAUUGCUUCCCCCAGAGGACCCUACACGCGCCCAAAAUGACUCUGGCGCUGCAGGAAGUGCACCACCAGUACCGAGGAUUCUGGUGCCAACGGAUUCAAAAGCAGCUCAAGCGGCGGUUCAGCCAACAAUACCCACGGAUGAAGUCUUACUUGUAUGGUCUCCGAAAGUACCGUUACCAGACGGCUAUGCCCUGGUUCACGGUUCAGUGGCAGAUGUUGAGGAUUAUGAUAAUAUUGUAGUGAUCAUGAAGGACGUUUCUGAACACAAGGUGGAGUUUGAGGCGCCACAUGCAAGCUCCAUAUCGAACCAGUCUGGCAAUCCUCCUCCAAAACUCGCUGGCGUGGAUAAGAUUUUGAAAGAUUGUGUCGAGUUCUGCGAGGCUACGUAUUUCGCACAGUUGGCUACUAAGAGUAAGGUCCGCGGAGUUCCCGGGCUGUUGAUAACAGGUCGGCCUGGUGCAGGCAAGACCUCAAUCCUCAACGCUGUGGCUAGACAUUUACAAGAUAGCGAUCGAACGUAUUCUUACGUGCUACGCGUUGAUCUGGCACAAUAUGUCGCGUCGCCUAUACCCAAGAUCAAGACGUUGUUGAACUAUUGGUUCGAGAAAGCGCAUUGGCACCGUCCCUCGGUCAUCGUAUUUGACAAUAUGGACAAGCUCAUGGCGGCCGAGCAAGAGCACGCAGAAUCCUUCCGCCAACGUCAUAUCACAGAACUCUUUAUACACUACUAUAGUUCAUCGUUCCGAACUGUGCAACCAGACGCUACUGGUCUCGUCUUCAUCGCCUCAGCAGAGUCAAAGGCUGCGUUACAUCCAAACCUCAUGGCUACGCAUAUGUUCAAGGAGACUGUUCAUCUGCAGCCUCCAGGCAAAGACGAACGAAAAGAGAUGCUUACGCACCUUGUUCGAACCCACACUGACGUAUCAGAUCUCUCUGAGGACCCGACGCAACCUCUUAAUUACACUGCAUUAGCGAUGGAGACUGAAGGGUACUUGAUCACGGACCUGAAAGACUUGGUUGCCAGAGCGGUUCAUCAAGCUGCUAUUCGAAUAGCUGAACAUGAAGACGACGAGGGCUUCCAGCCAACGCUCCUGCCAGACGACUUCACGAAGGCGCACAAAGGUUUUGUUCCAUUAUCAUUACGAGAUGUUCCGUUGCAUAAAUCCGAUGUGAUCUGGGCUGACAUUGGUGGUCUUCGGGAAACCAAGCGUGUAAUUCGAGAAACAUUAGAGUGGCCCACGAAGUACGCUCCGAUCUUCGCGCAGUCUCCAUUACGACUUCGUCAAGGUCUUCUGCUCUAUGGAUAUCCUGGUUGCGGAAAGACCCUGAUAGCUUCAGCCGUGGCAAAAGAAUGUGGCCUAAAUUUCAUCAGUGUCAAAGGACCUGAACUGCUCAACAAGUAUAUUGGUGCCAGUGAACAAUCGGUCCGUGAACUCUUUGACAGGGCAAGUGCAGCCAAGCCUUGCGUUUUGUUCUUCGACGAGUUCGACUCAAUCGCUCCGAAGCGUGGACACGAUAGUACCGGUGUUACUGACCGUGUCGUCAAUCAACUUCUGACCCAAUUGGACGGUGUCGAGGGACUCGAUGGUGUUUACGUUCUGGCAGCCACCAGUCGACCUGAUCUUAUUGACUCGGCUCUGCUGCGUCCUGGCCGUCUUGACAAGUCACUAUUAUGUGAUAUGCCUGAUGCACAAGAUCGCAAGGAGAUCCUGGAGGCGGUCAGUCGCAAAGUGAAGCUCUCGCCGUCUAUCAACCUAGAGGACGUCGCUCGUGAUACUGAAGGGUUUUCCGGUGCUGAUCUACAAGCUCUCAUCUACAACGCACAUCUUGAAGUUGUACACGAAGCGAUAGCUGCUUCCAAGUUGCAUCCCAACGCCCCAAGUUCUCGGAAUGUCGACGAUGAGGAUGAUAUCGGGCCCGUGCAGUAUACCACACUAUUCGGACGAUCAGAGACCAAGAAGGUGAUGACUCGAGCAGAAGAAGAGGCGAUGCAAAGAAGGUUGCGCCGGAUGAUCGCCAACACCAUUCGAAAACCUGCCGACUCAGCACGAGAAGCGACUUCUGCAGAAAGUAAACCUGUCGAACAGCAUGAGAUACGAGAAGAGCACAUCCAACGAGUGCUUAAGACCACUCGACCUUCCGUCCCUCCUCAAGAGCGCGAAAGAUUAUGGCGAAUAUAUCAUGCUUUCGUCGACGACAGAAGUGGGGAGCUUCCUGUACCACCUGAUGCGGGCGGUAUUGGAUUGCGAGCGACGUUGAUGUGAUACGUUCCGAGGUAUGGAAGAACACGAUACAAGUUAUUCGAUAAAUCCGCUUCCUUCUGCCACUAGCACAAGUCGUUUUUGGAUGCGAUACUUGAUACCAUUAGCAUGUUGCCGACGAUGAAGAUCAGAGAUUCAGGUGUGCUUCAAGAGAGAAACAAACUGUAAUAAACCAUGUCCUCCUGCUGACCCAAAAUACUUGGCAUACUCCCGGGUAAAAGAUUACCCUCUCUGCCUGGGAGUCGAACCCAGCUUUCGCGCGCACUUCGAAUCA